GACGAUUUACUGUAUAAUCCUUCCACGCUUUGGUCGAUGGCAAGGGACGCGUCUGUUCGCCUGUCUGACGUGAACCCUGCGAAUUGGUGACAUACGUGCUCGCCAUUACUCAAUGAUGUUGCAUGAUUCAGCGCUUUGAAUUGCACUGCUGAGUACCGCCAACGUCAAUGUGAUCUCCUGAGCGUGGUCUAGAUACAAUCUCCACCUUGCAGGGGUACAUAACACGUCAGAUUGAGAAAAAUGCGUCAGCUCGUCCUUCCCAUCGCGAUCUCCUUUGGUGUUUAUCUCUUCUUCAAUCGUCUAUACAACAUGUCCAUCCCCACUCAACAGAAAGCUCUGGUUCUCCCUGAGCCCCAUGCGCCGUUCGCCCUCCGUACUGUCGAAGUAUACAAACCGGGGGCAGGGGAAGCACUUGUUCGUGUCGAAGCGACUGCGCUCAACCCGCUCGACUGGAAGAUCCAGAAGUGGAACUUCUUCAUAAAGGAGUACCCUGCUGUCAUCGGUACUGAUAUCGCUGGAACCGUAGUUCAACUUGGGGAAGGCGUCACGAAUGUUGCUGUUGGCGAUAAAAUCGUGUUCCAGGGUUUCUUCGAUAAUCGUCUUACUUCUUUCCAGCAGUACACGAUUGCGAAGACAGACAUAGUCGCUAAGAUCCCACCAAACACGAGCUUUGAGCAAGCAGCAACUAUUCCUGUUGCCGCCGGUGCCGCUUUCGUUGGGUUGUAUGGUCCCAAGCAGGAGUCAGGUGGUGCUAACCUUACUCCUCCCUGGGUCGAGGGUGGUCGUGGCAAAUAUGCCGACCAGCCCAUCGUCAUCUUUGGUGGCUCGUCUUCCGUGGGCCAAUACGUUAUACAACUUGCCAAACUCUCUGGAUUCUCUCCCAUCAUCACCACUGUGUCUCUCCGCAAGUCCGACCAUGCCAAAUCACUCGGUGCUACGCACACCAUUGAUCGCACCCUCUCUUCCUCGGAUAUCGUUGCGGAAGUCAAGAAGAUCACAUCUAAGCCUGUUCAAAUAGUGUAUGAUCCCAUCGCAGAAGAAGACACUCAAAACACCGCAUACGAUAUUCUCGCACCUGGCGGCACACUAGUGCUUACCCUUGCACCAAAAAUAGCAAAGGGAAAGAUCAGCAAAGAUAAAACCAUCAUUGACACCCUUGGUAACGCCCAUGUUGAGCACAACCACGCUCUUGCAAUUGGGUUCUACGGUCAUUUGACUGAGUAUCUUGCGUCCGGUGCGCUUAAGCCGAAUGACGUCGAGCUUCUGCCGGGAGGUCUUGAGGCGAUCCCAAAAGGGCUCGAAAGGCUCAAGAGCGGCGCAGUCCACGCCAAGAAGCUAGUCGUCCGCCCGACUGAGACUGCAUGAUUGGAAAGGUUGAAACAGAAUCGUCGUGUAUCCUGUAUUAGUAUCAGCAACCGAACACCGGAUCUCUGAACAAAGUAAUAAAUUUAGAACUGGAGAGAAAGCGUAGCUGGAUCUAAACCGGUGCAAACUAGAACCUCGUAUUUCAUACGCAGGAUAUGAAGCGUUCAGGAGACUAAGAGCAUUGCAGAGGAGAAGUAAGAUGGAUCGGGCGUUGCGUUCAGCGGUGGCAGAUUUGAAGCACGCAGAGAGGCACAAAUAUCAAUUUUUUGUGAGAGGUACCGGGUAACGUACUUAUCAAUGUAAAACCCAAUGUUUGCUGCUCACGGCUAGCACAGUUCGCUAAUUAUUCUUCUGGGAACUGACACUGUGGUAGAGUGCACACUAGCGUGG
This is a messenger RNA of Somion occarium, 1755 nucleotides long. NCBI's taxonomy places the organism in Eukaryota, Fungi, Basidiomycota, Agaricomycetes, Polyporales, Cerrenaceae. The record is from the annotation of a GenBank genome assembly.